Molecule: messenger RNA, 618 nt
Organism: Dovyalis caffra
Lineage: Eukaryota; Viridiplantae; Streptophyta; Magnoliopsida; Malpighiales; Salicaceae
Source: the annotation of a GenBank genome assembly
AUGGAAGUAACGAUGGUGCCCUCUCGAAGCUUCUGGCCAGGUUUGCUGUGGACAAAAUCUGAUUGCUCCACUGAGGAAAAUGCUCACAAAUCUAGUGAAGCAAAGAUGGUUAGCUGCCAUUCAUUAACGAGUGUAAGUACAGAGAACCCAUCAAGGAUUAGGUCUGCAAAACCUGAAUGGGACAAAUUACAAGCAAGAUUUAUAAAGAGUUUCAACAUGGAGAAAGAAGAAGAUGAGAUUAUUACUACCCCUACUCAUAUUGCUUCCUCUCUUUCUUUUCCUGCUUUUGGGUAUAGCAAGGUGACCAAAGAGGGAGAUAAGAUCUAUUCUUUUGGCUCAGAUAUUACAGGGAGUCCUGAUAACUUUGUUUGCCGGCAAAGAUACCUUAGGAGCUACGUUUUUACAAGGGAAGAAGAGAAUAAUAAAAGCAAUAAUGAUAACACUAAGGGUGGACUAGAGAAAAUUAAGAGGUGGUUCGAAGUGAAGAAGAAAGGGAAGGGCAAAGCUAAAGGAAGGCCAGAAAUUACCAAUCCUUGCUCUUGUUCUGAUACAUGCUUGAAGUUCUUGUUGCGCUACAUACCCAAAGCCGAUGUUCAAACUGAAGGACCAGUUGCUUAG